CUAACAGCUAAAAAGGACACACUGGUAGUUUGACUUGAAGUGAUCCGCCACGAUUACACACAGAUACACUCAAAUCACCUACUACGGUAUCACGAUCUCAUCUUCUUUCUUCCUUCCCUCUGUUGCUUGGACGAAAGCUUAAGAAGAAGAAGAAGAAGAAACAACGCAUUCAUAACAGGGAAGAGUCUCUGUGUGUGUGUGUGGAAAGUGACGGAAGUUUUAAUUCUCUACUUCUGGAAUUUCGCUGUCUUUAGUUGCUAGAUUCGCGAAGAUUGUCUUUCUUACUGUCCCAGGAAAUUGCUGUCAUGUCCUUUCGUGAAUCAAAUAGUGAGAACUUGUUCGUGGGUAGCACUGACUAGGGAAAAUAUCUUGGCUAAUGAGUACUAGAUUCAAUAGAUGGGAUGUGUUUUUGGUCGAGAGGUUUCUUCUGGUGUAGUUCGCCAGCAAAAGGAACAGAAACAAGAGGUUCAGGCUGAGAGGGAAAGCAGGAAUGUGGCCGAGGAAUCUAGGGAGGUGACGCAGGUGAGAGCACCAACUGUUGAUGACAAAGAUCAAGCUGUCAAUAAUGUUGUCCAUGAGGAGAAGUAUGAUGGAGAUAACAGGAAAAUGGGUGAGAAGAGAAGAUCAAGACCUAAUACUAUACUCCGCAAUCUUCCAAAGCAUAAGCAUGGAGAACAAGUAGCUGCAGGAUGGCCAUCAUGGCUCUCUGCUCAUGUAGGUGAAGUAAUUGAUGGUUGGCUUCCUCGACGGGCAGACACAUUUGAGAAGAUUGACAAGAUUGGGUCAGGAACAUAUAGCAACGUCUACAAGGCAAGAGAUACCAUUACAGGGAAAAUUGUUGCGCUGAAGAAGGUUCGGUUUGAUAAUUUAGAACCUGAAAGCGUGAGAUUCAUGUGUAGGGAGAUUAUCAUUUUACGGAGACUGGAUCAUCCAAAUGUAAUAAAGUUGGAGGGUUUAGUUACGUCGAGAAUGUCAUGCAGUUUAUACUUGGUAUUCGAAUAUAUGGAGCAUGAUUUGGCUGGUCUUGCUGCCAGCCCAGACAUCAGGUUCACUGAGAAACAGGUGAAAUGUUACCUGAAGCAGCUGUUGUCUGGACUUGAGCAUUGUCACAGCCGUGGCGUGCUUCAUCGAGACAUUAAAGGAUCAAAUCUACUGAUUGAUGAUGAUGGUAUUCUUAGAAUAGCCGAUUUUGGGUUGGCAACUAUUGUAGACCCCAACCACAAGAACCCCAUGACAAGUCGGGUGGUUACAUUGUGGUAUCGAGCUCCAGAGUUGCUUCUUGGAGCCACUGAUUAUGGUGUAGGCAUAGACUUGUGGAGUGCUGGUUGUAUUUUAGCUGAGUUAUUAGCUGGGAAACCUAUUAUGCCUGGACAUACAGAGAUAGAACAAUUACACAGGAUAUACAAACUAUGUGGUUCUCCUUCUGAUGAUUACUGGAAAAAGUUUAGGUCUCCCAAUGCAACUGUGUUUAAGCCACGUCAGCCUUACAAGCGUUGUGUUUCUGAGACAUUCAAUCAUUUUCCACAAUCAUCUCUUCCGCUGAUUGAAAAGCUUCUUUCAAUUGACCCAACAGAACGAGAAACUGCAACAGAUGCAUUAAGAAGUGAAUUUUUCACCACUGAACCCUAUGCUUGUGAUCCAUCUACGCUCCCAAAAUAUCCCCCUACAAAAGAGAUUGAUGCAAAGCGACGUGACGAAGAAGCACGCAGGCUGAGAGCUGCAAAAAAAGGGCAGGUAGAUGGUGGUAAGAAAGCAAGAUCACGAGACAGGGCUGUUCGUGCAAUGCCUGCACCGGAAGCUAAUGCUGAGCUUCAAUCCAAUGUUGAUCAGCGUAGGCGUCUUAUUAGCCAUGCAAACGCGAAAAGCAAAAGUGAGAAGUUUCCUCCACCUCAUCAAGAUGGAGGAAGUCAAUUACUUGAGGGGAUGGUUCCUUUGGGCGCUUCACACCGCUUUGAUCCUUCCCUUGAGCGUAGUAGGCCUUUUUGGUGAUCCUUCUGUUGCUGUUUAAUUAAUUGUUCAAAAGUGGAGGUAAAAAUCUUAUUAUUAAGUUGUUUCCUCCACAAGAUUUAUUCAAUCCCUCCCUCCCUCAUAGAAAAGAAGAUCAAGGGACAUGCAUGAUUAUUCUGGUGGUAAUAAUAAACUCUAGUCUACUUUUCUCUUUCAUUCCAUUUAAAUAUACACAAAAAAAAGAGAAUAAAUUACUCUAGAGUUCUUUAUUUGUUGGGUUGGGGCUCUUUGACUUCUUCUAUAUCAUGUUAUCUCACUUUCCUUUUCCUUGUGAGAGAAUAAAAGAUUCCCCAAACACAUUUUGUAGUUUCUCAUAGAUGUUGUGUUUAAAAAGACAGAAUUUUAAAUCUCAUUAUUUUUUUACCAUC
This is a messenger RNA of Impatiens glandulifera, 2375 nucleotides long. Its product is annotated as probable serine/threonine-protein kinase At1g54610. NCBI's taxonomy places the organism in Eukaryota, Viridiplantae, Streptophyta, Magnoliopsida, Ericales, Balsaminaceae. The coding region runs from base 397 to 1989 and encodes 530 amino acids. The transcript is spliced from 9 exons. The record is from RefSeq and is a predicted model, not a curated record. Gene Ontology annotation, cellular component: cyclin-dependent protein kinase holoenzyme complex; nucleus. Gene Ontology annotation, molecular function: RNA polymerase II CTD heptapeptide repeat kinase activity; ATP binding; cyclin-dependent protein serine/threonine kinase activity. Gene Ontology annotation, biological process: protein phosphorylation; positive regulation of transcription elongation by RNA polymerase II.